CGACAACAGCCCUCUAUCUGAAAUCUCUAAUUAUUCGUCUGUUAAUAUGAUAAUUUUACAGACAAAAACUUUUAUUACAGUUAAACAGUUAAUUCACUUAAUAUGUUUGUGAAAAUAUUAAGCGUAUACUCUCCUAGAUGAAUCGGAUUUUAUUAGGUUACAGAGUAUAUCCGGAAAAAUUCAAUAUGGCAGGUUUCAGGAUAAACCAAGACGGAUGGUAGAGGAGGCAGACAGCAACGGAAGCAUGUCGGCGCUGGCCAUUCUGACAUGCAAGCCCAACUCCCACCCGUUCCAGGAGCGUCACAUUGCUUUGCAUGAACCCAACAAGAUUGGCCGCUCAGUGGCAAGGGCAAGACCUGGUCCGAACAAUGGAAUCUUUGACUGCAAAGUGCUCUCCAGAAAUCAUGCUAUGCUGUGGUAUGAAAAUGGAACUUUCUACCUCCAAGACACCAAAAGCAGUAAUGGCACGUUUGUCAACGACCAGCGGCUGUGCAAAGGCGGUGAGGAGAGUCCACCUAGGGAGAUAUACUCGGGCGACCUUAUACAGUUUGGGGUCAACGUCAUGGAGAACAACAGGAGGGGUGAAAAAAUCACACAUGGAUGUAUAAUAGCCUUAAUAACACUGUUUCAUCCGGACGGACGUGAAGCAAAGCCUGUCCUGUUCAACACGCCAACUCCGGGGAUCACGAUUCAGUCCCAGGAGCUGUACAAGCUGGCCCAGUGCCUACAGGAGGCUCUUCACAGGGAGAAGAUGCUGGAGCAGAAACUCUCCACCCUCCAGGAACUCGUACAAAACACUCAGGAAUCAGCGGAGGGGGGCUGGCAGGCAUUGAUAGAUGAAGAUAGAUUGCUUUCCAGACUUGAGACAUUAGAAAACCAGCUUCAUGCGUAUUCAAAGAAUCACACAGAAGACACUCUCAGACAGGAGCUAGUGACCCUACAAGAGGAGAAACUGAACUAUGAAACCACUGCCAAAGAGUCCCUGAUGAAGGUCCUGCAGGAGAAGAUAGAGGCGGUCACCAAGCUGUCUGACCUGGAGAGAUCACUGACCCGGUCUGAGGACGAGUGUGGUCACAUGAAGGACCACUGUGAGAGACUGCAGGAGGAGCUGCAACUCCUGGCUGAGAAGUACCAGGACCAGCUGAAGGCUGUACAGGACCUGCAGAUACAACUCAAUGAUGCUGAGACAAAGCACCUGGAGGAGAUAGAGCGAGUGGAGAAGGACCGCCUGGACCUCACAGACAGACUGAACAUGAUGAUCAAACAGGAGGAGCUCCUGCAGAACAAGAUUCAAUCCCUUGAGGCGAAGAACGAGCUCUCCACAGAACAGCUGUCUGAGAUCCAGAGCAAGAUUGACAGGUACAACGACCAAAAUGAGGACAACAACAUACACAACAUGAAAUCCCUUGAGUCAGACUCGGAGAACGAUGUAAUAUCAUCUGUGAUAAUUCCCACCACAAUGGAUAAGGACAAGGAUGAGUCACCUGAGGAUGUGGAGAGCAAACUAAAAGAUACCCAGCAGCAAAUAGAUGAGUACAAAGCUAAACUUGAAGAAUCUGAGAAGAAACUGCAGCAAAGUGUAGAGAAAGUGUCAGAGCUUCAGAGGGAGUUGGAACGUUCUCGCUUGGAGUCAUUACAGUUUGCGGCCAAAAUAUCUGCUUUGGAAGAUAAGCUAAAGCUGUCGGACAUGCAUAUGAACCAAAUGUUGGAAAACACAAUGGCAGACUUGACAUUGCAAAUGAGUGAGAGUACCAAGCAGUCCACCAGCAGUAAUGACCUAAUGGAAGAUCUGAAAAGCCAAAUAUUGGACCUAGAGCAUCAGCUGGCUUUUCAUAAGAUUCCCCAGCCAGACAGAAUGGAGAGAAUGGAUGCCACACUUGUGUACUCAUCGCUCGAUGCUGUCGAUGCUAGCACUAUCCGGGCAAGGCCCAGUAUAGAAGACUCGGAACUGGAAAAAAUUCUUAAAGAUGCCAAGAUGCUCCUUUCAAAAACAGAAGAUGAUCUACUUAAAACAAAAGAUGAAUUACAUGAUACACGGAAAGAGAAAGAAAGUCUUGAACAAUCGAACAGUGCCUUGAAAUCAGACCUCUCAACUGCUCAAGAAAGCAUCACAGAAAAGUUGUCAUUGAUUGCUGAGCUGCAAGAGCUACUAAAGAACGCUGAAGAUACUACCAAAGAAGUGGAGAAGCAGAUUCAAGAUUUGAAAGAUCGACUUCAAGAUGAGCAAAAGUUGUCUAAGCAUAAUCAGGAGGAGCUUGUUAAUCUCAAAGGAAGCCUCGAAGUGGAACAAAACAAGCUCAGAACAACGAUGGGGACUCUAGAAGAAACAAAAAGAGAACUUGAGAAGGAAAAAUUCCAGCACGGAGAGACAAAGAAUUCACUGACAGAAACUAAACAUCAAUUGUCAGAAUCUCAGCAAGCCACAAAACUGAAGCAGAAUGAAGCCACACAGCUGCAAAACAAACUCGACAGAUUGAGAGUGCGAGGCUCACCGGAUUUAGAUAGACUAAAACUUCGAGGCUCGCCAGAAAAUGUUGAAAUUCGAUCUCGCUCUGUUCGAGACUCACCCGAUAGGCGAAUGGGCGGUCAGCUUAGAUAUUCAUGUCAUGUAGGCGACCUUACCCCAUCACGGCUGCCUAUCAGUAAGAGACAAGCUAAUGAGUUCCUAGCGUUGAAGGAGGAGUGUUCUGGCUUGAAGAAACGAAUACAGGCAAUAGAGGGAGAAAUGAAAAUGUCUCGUAAGGAAAACCUGCAGCUCUCAUCAGAGUACAACAAACUGCAGGACUCGUACAGAGAACUUGAGGCUCUCAAAGACCGCCUACAGGACAAAGAGACAAGGUGGAUGUCAAAUCUCACCGACUCUCAGAAAGAGACUGAGAGUACGAAGGCUGAGGUGAGACUUCAGGCGGACUCUGACACAGUCUUUUAUCGGCAGCAGUUACUCAAGUCUCAAGAGGAGAUAACUCUGUUGAAGCAACGCUGCGAAGAGUGUGAUAAGGAGAUCACGCGUCUCAAGAGCGAGCUGAAGCGAAUGUCAGGCGACUACGGGCGCAUUGCGGGUCGUAGUAAACUGCCAAGAAGAAAGUAAAAAGAUAUCGUUUGUUUCGUGUAUACCUCUAUUGAUGUUGCUGUUUGCCAUUCUACUGGCAAUGUAUCCAACGUUAGAGACUUUAACGGCAACGCCCACAUGAUAGACAGACUGAUAGCUGUGAUUGGAGUCAUCUUGUGUCGUCCUUAUAAAUGUUUGUUAAGCCCUUUUUGGUGGUUGAAGUUAAAACAUUUUCUAUGGCUGUGUUAGGAGUUGGAAUACAGACCAACAAAUAGGUGAUACAUGUAGUGCAUCAUGAAUAACAAAAAUGCAUGGUAAACCUCCAAAUAUAUCGGCCUGAUGUAGACUCUGGAUAACCUCGCAGUGACACCUGUGCUCUAAGUAUAGAUGGCAGGUUUUGCAUCAGAACUAACCACCAUGCAUUCAGAAAUUCAAUAAGUUUGUUUUUUAUGCCAACCAUAUAUCAACCUCCCAGUAUAAAGUAUAUCAUCAGAGUUUAUGAUUUAUAAUAAAUUUGUUUCCCUACUUAUUCAAAGAUUCAGUUUAUAUCAUCAGAGUUAUAUGGUUUAUAAUAAAUUUGUUUCCCUACUUAUUCAAAGAUUCAGUUUUAAUAAACCUGUGAGAGAAGAACAGUUACUUAAUCUGUUCUAGUAAUAUAUAUGUAUAAAACAAGCAUUGAAAUCCAUCUGUCAAUUUAUUUACUUUUUUUACACACUUUCAAAAGAGCAUAAAUUUAAAAUGUUUGUGAAAAUAAUUUUUACUCAAGCAAGUAAUUGACAGGUAUAACAAAUAAUUUGAUACAUUAAAAUUAUUAAUUUACAAACAGAAUCUAAUGAAGUUUUAUUCUUAAGUAAAUGAAUUAUAUUUACUCAAUGAAUGAAUGUUUGUCUGUGUGAAGCUUCCUGUCUCUGCCAUGACUUUUCUACAUAUGGAUGGAUUUUAAAAUAGGUUACGGUAUAACUUUGUGUUUGCAUUACAGUUUUGCUUGCAAUUGGACCAUAUUUUCCUAUUAGGACCAACAAGGCCAAGUAGAGGUACAAGUCAUGGUGACUAAGGCCUAGUUGAAUGAACUGACUUUUGGGGAGUGUACUUUUCUGAUGCCUCCUUAAAUAAUUCAUUGUGCCCAUUAGUAUUAUUUUGGGGUUCAUUUCGAUGUCUCUUAUUUUGAGGUUUCUGUUCCAUAACUUUCGUAAUGUAAUUGUCUUGUUUGAAAUCUCAACGUGUUUUAGCUGAUCCCAAAUGAUAUUGUUUGAGCAGAGAGAAGAUCAUUUAGCCUGUAGAUGAAGAAUCAUACUUCAUUAAAUCAUACUACAUUGUACAAAAGUUAACCGGUGUUGACAUUUUACAUAGCAGCAAUCAAAUUCGUCCCUAUUUAGUAUCGCCUUGUUAGAAAGAGCAUUUCUUAAAUUGGUAUUUAUGAUUCCUUUUGCUGUUGAUAGCUUAAGAACUGGACAAUUAUGUUACAUGAUAUUUUAAUAGGAAUUAUUUUCUGUUAGUAUUUCUGCACAUUUAUUAUCCAGUCAGCAUUAGAUGCUUAAAACUAGAAUACUGGUUUACAUAGCUUUUAAAUAAAAUGAUCAGUUUUCAUUGCGUACCACUAUACAUUAAAAUUGAGAAGCACUCGGCCACAACCAGACUUAAUGCAUGAGCAUAAAGCAAAACGUUUACGCUAACCACGGACUAUGCUUUCUGCAUUGAUUAAAUUUUUUUGUUAAAAUCCUGUCAAGUUGGAAAGUGUUCUUUUGUUAGCCUGUGCUGAUUUAAAGGCUAUUAGUAAUUAACAUAAACACAUAGAAAAUUAGAUACUAUAACUUUUACAAAGUCAUGGGUUAUUUUCAACCUUAUUCUUUAAGAAUUGCUUAUUAUUUAAGCAAUGAAUACUAUUUAAAACUUGAUGUGAUUUUUUUUAUAAAUUUUCUAUCCAUAUGUUAAUGAUGUAAACCAUGUUGGUUUAAACCAAUAUUAAAUACCUCUAUGUUAUUGUAUAUUUAUAUUUACUUACAUAUGAAGAAACAUUUCUGUACUCACAUAAAAACUUGAUAAAAACAUUCCUUAAGCUGCACUUUAGACGUCUCUGUAAUCUUGCCCUUGUAACAAAUUGCAGUCCCAGGUCAAGAAAAAUCCAACUAAAAACACAGUAUUUGAUGAUCUGUUUAUAUCGCGAGUCAAUGUCUUCUUCAAUUAACCAGUUACAAAAUCAUAUUUUGCUCUUACUUUCAGUAUGUCUAAGCGUGUUUGUCCUAGUUAAUUCAUGGGAUUAUGCAUAUGUGCUAUCGUUAACCACUGAAAUAUAAAUCCCUAAUUGGUUAACUCAAUUCUUGAUUGACAACUUGCUGCCAGUUAACAUGAAGUGCUAUUUGACAAUGUCUCAAUUGAAGAGUGUUUUAAGUGCUUGAAAUCUUAUGAUGUAUAUUAUGAACAGUUGCAUUUAUUAAACUGGUAAUAUGAUUAUUUUCAUGUCAUUGUUAUUUAUAUAUGAUUGAAAUAAUAAUACAUGUAUGCAUACUAUAAUAUUUAUAUAUCUUUGUCGUCCCAUUUAACGAAUAAACAGUAUUCAUUAUGUAGACAAUAUACUAGCACAUUCAUCACCGUUGUAAAUAGAUGUGUAUUUCUUAGUACAUUUUCAUUGGUUAUACUAAGCAGAAUUUUUUAAGGAGACAGUUUUUAUGCUCCCGGUAGCGUGGCAUAUAGCAGUUGAACUGUAUGUCAGUCCGUCCGUCUGUAUGCCCGUCCAUCUGUCCGAAGACUUUAACAUUGGCCAUAACUUUUGCAAUAUUGAUGAUAGCAACUUGAUAUCUGGCAUGCAUGUGUAUCUCAUAAAGCUGCACAUUUUGAGUUGCGAAAGGUCAAGGUCAUCCUUCAAGGUCAAAAGUAAAAAAAUACAAUCCAAGGGAAGUAAUGACCUUUUAAAGGAAGAUAAUCUCUAAACCUGCCAAAUUAUAUAUUGAAAUUUUAUUUCAAAGCAGCGCAGUAGGGGGCAUUGUGUUUCUGACAAACACAUCUCUUGUAUGAACUUAUAUUGAACACUUUUAAAUUGAGUGUGUAUUGCCAUUUAGGACACCCAUAUAAUCAGUGUAUUAGAUAUUACACAUAACAACAACAGGGUUUAUUUUAUUAACAUAAUGACAAUCUUGACAGUCUUAACUUACCUUUUUUAUAUUCAUGCACAUCUAAAUUUGAAAUUUUUUGUUUCAGCUGGUAGAAUUUGUAUUAAUGAAAAAUCAGUUGUUUCUGUAUUGUAAACACAAACAGAAUAUGUUCCUACAGGGUACUCUGGUUCUAAGAUUUUGGAACAUAAUUGUAAGUUUGUUUUUAUUAAUAGUGUUAACAGUGUCCUUUGUUAAUGUUUCAAAGUUAUGUUGUAUUAAUACGUAUGAAGAAACAUUGUCAGAGCUGCUUUGUUUGUUACAUCAUCCAUGUGCAGUGCAUGUCUAUAUACAUACGCAUCUAUAUACCAUCUUUUACGUCUGGUUAGUAGGAUAUUUCCUGUAACAGUGGGAGGUUGAAAAUUUGAGUCAUGCAAUUCACAAUGUCCGAUAAAGGCCUUGUUGCCUUACCGGCAGCGCGUUAAUUUUUUGGGUAAAUUGACCAAUAGCCUUCUUGCCAACUGUCUGGCAUAAAGGAGAGGAAUCCAUAGUACAGAUGUUCAUCAGCAAAGGUGUCUCAUAAGUAAAGUCUGCCUAGGCACUUAGUCCUUUUAUCACAAGGGAUUACUUUACUUGAUGUGAUACCUUGCAAAGAUUAUAAUGAGCAUCACAACAUGUGUAAAAUAGAUACAGAUAUAAUGCUUCUCACAAAAAUUUAACUGAAUUUCAUUUUUUUAAUUCAUAAUUUUGUUCAUGCUAAAUCAAACUUCCUGUAACACUUUUUGUGUGCCUUAAAUCUUGUUCGCUAAUUUAAGAAGCAUUAUGCUUAUUACAUCAUAUUUUUGUCUCCAAGAAUACAACAAUUACAAAAUAAUUUUUCUCAUUGUCUGGGUUAUUUUGGUAAUAGCCAGGAAAUAAAGUUGGAGUGUGAUGGCCCUAGUGGUGUGGCAAUCACCAUUAUAACAAAAAAAUCGUUGGUUAAUAUCUCAAUUACCAAAAAUUAGCUUAUACUAUUUCCAUUCUACUAUAAUAUAUGAUAAGUUGUAUGAAUAAUAUUAGAGCUAUUUUUAUCUAUAGUUUGCCAUUUUUUCUUCCAAAAACAUACACAUUUGCAUUUCCAUGCUGUCAACACAUCAAACAAUUCAAAACAAUGUCAUUCUUCAUUCAUAAACAUUGUGAAUAUUUCAAGUUAUCUAUAGAUAUUGUUUAACACAGUGUAGUUAUUACGGUAAUCAAUUCAGAGUAAAUGCCACAUUAACAAAAGUAAAUAUUUUUGUACACUUUAAUAUAUUAGUUGCACAACUUCUAUGGUUUGAAUAUAUAAUGUGCUGCAGUAAGCAGAAAAUAGUUUAAAGUUAAAAAAUUGCUUUAAUUUUAGAUGAGGCUGGCACAUAUCACUGCACAAUUUCUUGGAAAAUCCAGAACUAUGUUGAAAACAUUCGGGUCCGGGAGUGGUUUGUUGCCAAAAAAAAAAACACAUAUUUUUUUUAAUUUUCUAUCGAUAACUACUUCACGUUGUGGUAGAAUUGUUAAUAUUCUAUUAUCUUUGCCAUGGUACUUAAAAUAUGUCUCUGUUUAUAGAUUUUGUUGAAAUGUAACAUAGCAAUGUUGUCUCUUUCUAUUUCGUGUUUAUAUUUAUUGUAUAUAGAACUAUUAUAUUCUGUAUUUACUGUUGUUUUUAUAUAUGUUUGACUUUCCUUUGCAGUUAUGAAAAUAUUCUUAUAUAUGCAUAACUUUUGUACUUCACUCCAAUCAAAAAUAAUAACUAGCACUGUAUAUCUUUUAUAGAAACCAACAUUGAUUAUAGCAAGCUGCAAUGAAAUCUUAAAGUAUUCACAUUUACUCUCAUAGAAUUUCUUCAUGUUAAGACUGGCUGUCAGGAUAUUCUGUGAAAUACUUCAAACAAUUUUGUUCAUUCCUAAUGUUUUAUAUCAACAGAAUCAUAUUCUGUCAGUUAAUUAUAAUGUCAGUAAUAGUUUAAUCACACUGUAUACAUUACCAUAACAAAUUAAAAAUAAAUUAUUCUAUGCA
This is a messenger RNA of Dreissena polymorpha, 8166 nucleotides long. RefSeq names its product sarcolemmal membrane-associated protein-like. Lineage: Eukaryota; Metazoa; Mollusca; Bivalvia; Myida; Dreissenidae. Bases 215 to 3088 code for a protein of 957 amino acids. The transcript is spliced from 30 exons. Gene Ontology annotation, molecular function: protein binding. The record is from RefSeq and is a predicted model, not a curated record.